Molecule: messenger RNA, 492 nt
Organism: Strongyloides ratti
Lineage: Eukaryota; Metazoa; Nematoda; Chromadorea; Rhabditida; Strongyloididae
Exons: 3
Coding region: 1-492 (163 amino acids)
Source: RefSeq, a predicted model, not a curated record
AUGGAUUUUUCUUUAGGACAAAGUAAUGAUGAUGAUUCUGAAUCUAUGUUGGGUUUUACUAUAACAAUACCUGAUCAACAUGAUAGUCGUUCUACUAAACGAUGGAAAGAUAAAAUUGAAUUAGUUCGAUCAGAAUCAAAUCCACCUUCAUUAAAACAUUGUUCAAUAAGUAAAAAUUCAUUAUUUUUAGAAAGGCAAGCUGCAUCAGAAAAUCGCAAUACUUUUCCCCGAAAACGAUCUUCGCAGUCAUUUAAUCAUAAUUAUCUCAAAGUUCCAAAUUUAUCUGGUAGAACAUCACCAUCUGUUAUUAGUAUGAAUUCUGAUCCUGAAUCAUGUCUUGAUGGUAUCUUUGAUAAUGUUGGUGAUGAUGAAGAUAUAAUAAAAACACUAGAAAUAGUCAAAUUAUUAAAAAAUGUUAAUAACAUUUUACCUCCAGCAGUAUCUUCAAAUGCUAUAUUUAUUGGUUAUUUCUUUCUUGAAGACAUGUGUUAA